Staurois parvus is the source of this 412-nucleotide messenger RNA. Lineage: Eukaryota; Metazoa; Chordata; Amphibia; Anura; Ranidae. The record is from the annotation of a GenBank genome assembly.
CUAAUUCUUUAAGCAUUAUAUGUACACUAGAUUGCCAAAAGUAUUGUCCCCGCCCUCCCAAUCAUGUGAUUCAGGUGUUCCAAUCCCCUCCCAAUCACGUGAUUCAGGUGUUCCAAUCCCCUCCCAAUCAUGUGAUUCAGGUGUUCCAAUCCCCUCCCAAUCAUGUGAUUCAGGUGUUCCAAUCCCCUCCCAAUCAUGUGAUUCAGGUGUUCCAAUCCCCUCCCAAUCAUGUGAUUCAACUGUUCCAAUCCCCUCCCUAUCAUGUGAUUCAGGUGUUCCAAUCCCCUCCCAAUCAUGUGAUUCAGAUGUUUCAAUCCCCUCCCAAUCAUGUGAUUCGGGUGUUCCAAUCCCCUCCCAAUCAUGUGAUUCAGGUGAUCCGAUCCCCUCCAUGGACACAGGUGUAUACAAUCAA